Molecule: messenger RNA, 2081 nt
Organism: Talaromyces stipitatus ATCC 10500
Lineage: Eukaryota; Fungi; Ascomycota; Eurotiomycetes; Eurotiales; Trichocomaceae
Product: glycosyl transferase, putative
Exons: 3
Coding region: 275-1327 (350 amino acids)
Biological process (GO): mannosyl-inositol phosphorylceramide biosynthetic process
Molecular function (GO): mannosyltransferase activity
Source: RefSeq, a predicted model, not a curated record
GUGGGCCGUGUGGACUGCUAAUAAUAAUCUGUUGCAGAGUGGGACGUAGCAUUGGGACUCCGGAAGAGAAAUAGGCGAGCUGGCCAGUCAGACUGAGUCAAAGAAUGACAGCUAGCGUUGAGCUUAACUUUUUAGUCUUGAGCUUAGCCAUUCAGCCUCAGGGUCUGUUUGCCCAAUCACGCCGCCGCUAAGACAGUCGUUUUUCCUUUUUGCUUUCUUCGACUUCCCCCUCAAAACUCCUGGAAAGCCACUCCCUCUCCCAUGACUUGUCAUCAUGACAAUGCCUUGCCUUCGAGUUAAAAUAUUCAUCGUCGUGUGCGUUGCCCUGUUCUUGUCACAAAAAUGGUGGUUGCCUCUAGGUCACACUCUUUUCAACCUCGUGGCGCUGUCGAGUCGUUGGCGACAGGCGUCGGUGCAGUCGUUCAUUUCAAAAGAUCGCGAUGAUUUUGACGUGACUUUCGCUUCAUACCCAGUCAAUCAGUCAACUGCAGGUUCCGGAUAUCAGGAUCUCAUUCCACCCAUAUUACACCAUAUUCACUUAGGACCACACGAGCCAAGACCGGAGUGGAUGGGUGCGCGAGAUGAAUGCAUCAGAUAUCACCCCAACUGGAAGGCGUACAUCUGGGAUGACGAUUCCGCCGAGAAACUAGUGAACGAAGAGUUUCCUCAUCUCAGCGACAUGUGGAAAGAUUAUCGCUACCCUGUUGAGCGUGUGGAUGCUCUGCGAUACAUGGUUCUGCAGACAUACGGCGGUGUCGUGCUGGAUUUCGACCUCGCUUGCAAACGCAGUUUAGGACCGUUGCGACGCUUUGAAUUUGUCGCGCCAGCUGCUCAUCCAACCGGGUUCUCGAUCGGCUUCAUGAUGGCCAGUCAAGGCAAUGAAUUUGUACGAGACCUUGUCGACAAUCUUACCAGAUACAACCACGUCUGGUUCUACCUUCCUUAUGUCGCAGUCAUGUUCAGCACUGGCUGUCACUACGCAUCCACCAUCUUCACCCUCCAAGAAAAUCGCAAUCCCCUUCGAAUACUCGGCGGAAUCACCGGCUCCCCUCGGCUACACAUGUUGAAUGGAUUCGUCGAUACCCCGCUGUUCCGCCAUCUCGGAUCGUCAUCCUGGCACAACUUUGACGCUGCUCUUAUCAACUGGAUUGGUCACUUGCGAAGCGGCUCGAUUAUCAUUUCCUUGAUCUUCGUCGCAUCACUACUCUUGACCGUGUAUGUCACACGGUUGUGUUUACGACGGAGACGGUGCUCUGCGGCACGGGAUAAGGCAAUGGGCGAUAGAUUUGAUUCUGAGCGUGGGUUUUCUUGCAUCAAAGAGGCAUAGCGGAUUAUUGUCGUUUUCUGCGAUUUUUUUUUUUCCCCUUUUUCCCUUCGUUGCUCUUAUAUUCGUGUAUUAAUUCGCAUCUUCUUGCAUCAGCGAUUGUUUUACUACUUAGUCAAGAACAGUGUUUUCUUUCUUCCGUGAGAUAGCAAUAGUUGAAUUACUUUACAAUCUCUUCAGAUCAUUAAACCACAUAUACCGGCUCACUAUCAAAUAAAGCACCCGGUCCCAGGAAUAUUGCGAUGCGUGCUGCUGAAACGCCGUCCGGCCUUGCCUAUACUGUCUCCAAUCCGUCACCAGAAGAGCUUUGUCACCGUAUUUAUCGCCGCCUUCUGGUGGUGGCACCGGCUUUUCCGUGAUCGACACGGCCGUCUCGUACCCCUUUGGCACGGGAGAGACCAACGCCUCCAAAAUUCGCCAUGUAAAGGGCAAAGAUGUCGGAAUCAAAUCGAACAGCGAUGAAUACUUCCUCAGUAAAAAUUUCGACCGGUUCGCAUAGACCGGUGGCAUAUGAUCAUGCUCAUCGCAGAAUUUCUUCACUCCUCUGCUGACCGAUCUAUGGUUGACGUGUCCCGAGACACCGUAAUGGUCAAAAGUGAUGAUGAGGUCAAUAUUCCAUUUUUUGAUAUAAUCUGCCAGUAUCUUUUCGAUGAUGGAAUCAUCCCACCACUGUCGGGGGUUGUCUUGUAAAUCCUUAUUAUCAAGGACAACGCAAUUGUCGUCUUUGAUUCCUAGCGCAGCGCAAGAGGCUUUUGUC